AGCCCCGUCUACACCUCACCAGUCGAGACCAAGCAGCAGAUGGGAUUCGAAUUGAACGGCGCGGGAUACGGGCGGAUCGACUCCGUUGCUACGCGCUCCGGGCAGAUCCGGUCGCCUCGCCGCGCAAUGCGAACUCGUCCGCUAGAGGACGGACAGCACACAUACGUGCGCUACCAUGGCACCAGUUCGCCGUGCUUUCGGACAGCGGGGCUGGUCACUUCCUAUUCUAUCGUGUAGCUAAGUAAUGGCACUUACCAUAAUGGCGCAACGGACGCGAAUGCACGCGCCUAUAUUAGCCGCGAUGUUAGCGAGCUCCGCUGUUGUACAGGCUACGACGGAAUACUCGACCAAGUCGGGCAUUUUGCCGUGGGUGGACCCGGCGACGCCCAGCACCCGACAGACUUACACGACGUCGCGUGGUGCGACGUGGGACUUGGUCAUGAGCGACGAGUUCAACACGGAAGGCCGUAGCUUCGAACCUGGCGACGACCACAUCUGGACGUCCAUGAACAAGGCUGACGGCGUCAAUGCGGCGUUGGAAAUCUACAUGCACAACAUGACCGGCACCGAGUGCGACGACGACAUCUGCUACUUCUACAUCGAGGCCGACACGGGUGAGACUACAUUAACACUCUGGAAUGACUACCUAUCUCCAGCUGGAUACGAGGACGUGACGUUCUACUAUAAGGCCGGUAUGGUGCAGAGCUGGAACAAAUUCUGCUUCCAAGGCGGCAUGAUCGAGGUGCGCGCACAGUUACCGGGUGCCGUCACCAAUGCGUCGGGCAACCCGGAUGUCGAAACUGGGUCGGGUAGUGUACGCACGUCCAGCAUUGACUACUACCCGACGUGGCCAGGUAUCUGGCUCAUGGGUAACCUCGGUCGCGCCAUCUUCAGUGCGUCGACAGCCCGUAUGUGGCCGUUCUCAUACAAUGAAUGCAACGAAACGAUCUUUGACUCACAGAACCAGCGGAUCAGCGCCUGUGACGAUGACCCUGGACACGGUUUGAACGCGAAUCAAGGCCGCGGAGCCCCAGAAAUUGAUAUCCUUGAGGGUGGCGGUACUGCCAUCUCGUCGUCGAUUCAGGUUGGUCCGGGAAUGCCGGAGGAUUUCCGACUUAUUGCAGACACCGCGUCGUCAUAUUGUUUCUAUACCUACGACUGCACCACUGAAGGUGCCAACAACAUUGAUGUCCCGACGGCGUAUUAUGAGAGCCUUCGCGGCCAUAAAUCAUGGUAUCAGGGGCUUCGCUACGGCGCCAACAACUUCUGCGACGAGGAUUCGACACUCGUACAGUCGUACAAGACGGUUGCUGCGUCCCUGGAUAAAGGAAUCACAGAUAACGCAUGCACGAUGGAGCUGUGUCCUGCUUCAUACGAUGUAAACGCCGACGUGGGAAACAAGGACAAUGGCACGGAACACUGGGGAAUCAACACUAACGGCACAUGUUUUCCAAAGAUGAACUCGUACAGCGGUGCAUUUCUGUGCAGUGCCGGCAACACCGACACAAGUUGUACUGCUUCGAGUGGAUCUACUGACGCGUCUUCAGAGUUCGCGUAUCAGAUGGAUGCCAUCUCGUCGAACUGGGAGAUUCAGGUCGCGGCGUACACCGACUGGCUCACAUACCAGCUCGAAUGGGUCAUGGGAGAUGAGGGCUACAUCCGGUGGAUGCUUGCUGGCGAACCUAUCUUCGAGAUCACCGCCGACGUGCUGACUAACCCUCCGCAGGACGCGGCCCAGAUGAACCCGAAGAAGAUCAUGCUGGAAGAGCCGAUGUAUGUUAUCUUCAACGUCGCUCUGUCCAGUUCCUGGGGGUCUAAGCCACCCAAUGCCGGCAGUGGUGGUUGUUAUGGUGACGGCAGCGAUGCCACGACGAACGCCAUUUGCGACUCCUUCCCGAUGUACCUGAAGAUCGACUACAUCCGCAUUUACCAGGACAAGUCCGACGGCUCUACUAUGGCUGUAGGCUGUGAUCCGUCUACUCACCCCACCAAGCAGUGGAUUGAAGACAAUAUCGACUCGUACGUGGACGACGACAACCCGUGGACAGAAGUGUCGGGCAAGGCGUUCUGCGACUCCAACGAAGACUGUACAAUCGGUACCAAUUCCUCUUCUUCCAUCACUACUGGUACUUGUGUGAACGGCCGGUGUAAGUGCUCGGCUUCCACUUGGACUGGCCCGCGCUGCACCAUUGCUUCUUCGGCAAGUAGCGACAGCAGCAGUGACGGCCUGUUCUCCUCGAAUUCGUACGGCCCUCCAAUGUACGUGUCGGGCGUGUUCAUGGCCAUCACCGUUCUCACUACGUUCGUGUCCGUGUACCUGUCCAUCCUGGCCGCUCGCAAGAGCGAUGAGCUCCUCCUGAAGGAAAUCAUGGCGAAGAAAGGAGCCCCGUCUUCUGUGUCGCUGGGUGACUCCAUGGCAAAACCUCCGAAAGAUGACUACAGCACCAAUUUUAUAUAACCUCGUAGCUGAUAAAGUGAAUCAAUGCAUGUUAGCGGCGUUCAAUCCACUCCAAA
Messenger RNA from Phytophthora nicotianae INRA-310, 2514 nucleotides. RefSeq lists its product as hypothetical. Gene Ontology annotation, cellular component: endoplasmic reticulum membrane; plasma membrane. Lineage: Eukaryota; Oomycota; Peronosporomycetes; Peronosporales; Peronosporaceae. The coding region runs from base 245 to 2458 and encodes 737 amino acids. The record is from RefSeq and is a predicted model, not a curated record. Gene Ontology annotation, molecular function: glucosidase activity. The transcript has a single exon. Gene Ontology annotation, biological process: (1->6)-beta-D-glucan biosynthetic process.